Molecule: messenger RNA, 879 nt
Organism: Fusarium mangiferae
Lineage: Eukaryota; Fungi; Ascomycota; Sordariomycetes; Hypocreales; Nectriaceae
Exons: 3
Coding region: 1-879 (292 amino acids)
Source: RefSeq, a predicted model, not a curated record
AUGGCGCAAUUCGGUGCAGCAACGACUGGACGAGAGGUUGUGGCAGCAUUUCCAGAACGUGUCAAAGACAAAACGUUUCUUAUCACAGGUCCUUCUCCCAAUGGCAUUGGUUCAGCAACUGCCUACGCCUUAGCAACCGAGUCUCCCCGAACUCUCAUCCUUCUCGCCCGCUCCAAAUCGAAAUACCAAUCUGUCAUUGACAAAAUUCGCGAAAUUAAUCCCGAAGUCAAUGUCAAGUUUGUCGAAAUAGACCUCACAUGUAUGGCAAGCGUCCGCAGAGCUGCUGAGGCCAUACUUGCCGAUAGAGACAUCACUACAAUCGAGGUGCUGUUCAACAAUGCUGGUGUCAUCACCAACGAUCUCCAGCGCACAGUCGUUAACAUUUCGAGCCUCGGACAUAAAUACUACGAGCCAACGUUCCAAGAUCCUCAUUUCAAUAAUAUAGAUACUGAGACCUACAACCCCGCCGAGGAAUAUGCUCAAUCCAAAGGAGCGCAGAUCCUCUUCUCCGUCGCACUUAACCAGCGGUAUGCGCAAAAGGGACUUCGAUCGUUUGCUGUGCACCCGGGUAACAUGGACAGUGGAAUGUACAACCACAUGAAGCCAGAGGUAUUGAUGGAUAUGGCACAGAGAAUCACGGGAAGGAGUCUUGAAGACGCAAAUGAGGCGCUUACCAAGACGUCUGAAGGAGGCUGUGCCACUGGCCUCACCGCUGCGUUGGUACCAGAGUUACCUGAUGGUGUUUUCAUGAAUGACUGUCAGAUUACUAAAGAUCCUGAGUUUGUUACGGCUUGGGAACAGGAUGCUGGGAAAGCAGAGGUCUAUUGGAGAGUCAGUGGAGAGGCGGUUGGGCAGAAUUUUGCCAUGAACCUGGCAUGA